AUUGAAUAAUGGCUGCGGUAAACACCUAUGUAGAGGACUUCGAGAAAGAGUUAACUUGUUCCAUAUGUCACGAUAUAUUUACCGACCCCAAAACUCUUCCCUGUCUUCAUAGUUACUGUACACAAUGUAUUGCUCAGUGGUAUGCAAGAAGUGGGAAUCCAUUUAUCAAACAAAUGGAGUGUCCAAUGUGCAAGACGACGAUAGAUGUACCAGACGGCGAUCCUUCCAAGCUUCGUUCUUCAUUCUACCUCAAUUCUCUUCUUCCAUUACUUCAUGCCAUGAAAAGUGACGCCAACCAACCAAUAUUACCUGUCUGUGUCAGCUGCGAGCAACCUAAAGUCCUGGUUGCAUUUUGCCCACAGUGUGAAGGCUCCAUAUGUGAAGAAUGCAUCAAAACCCACGAGAGCAUCAAACAACUUCGAGAUAAUCAUCAACCGACGAUGUUUAAGGACUUUAAGCAAGAAAACGUUGCCAACUAUAUGAACAAAAAGAUAUUCUGCAAAGAAAAAUUUCACGAAGACAACAAGCUGGAAUACUUCUGCCAAGAAGAUAGUUGUAAACAAAGUGUGUGUCAAAAAUGUGCCACUUUGUAUCAUCAAAACCAUCGAAUGCAGAGCUUAGAGGGGGCUGCUCUAGAGGUUAAGAAAGGCUUACAGCAGGAUAUUGAUGGUGUUGAAGGAAAAAAAGAAAAAUACGAGCAAGAAUUAAAACAUUCCGAGCAAAACAAGGAGAGAAUUGGACAAGAGAUUGAGCUGGCUAAGAAAGAGGUUCGCCGUGCAGAAGAAAUGAUUUGCAAGACCGUUAGAGAUCACAGUACAGCGAUGAUCAGUGCUUUGGAUCAGACACUACAGGAACAAACUGCAGCAAAUGAUCAAGAACAAAGGGAUAUCAACAGUAACAUUCGAUUACUAUCAGAGCUGCAGCGUCAAUGGCAGACUUUAAAGGAAAGAGGAGUGCCAUACGAGAUAAUCGAAAGCAAGGAAGCGUUUCAAAUCAGAAGCCGUGUUUUAUUGGAAACACCUUCCGUCUUGCACAACAAGUCAAUACAGCGUGACAUUACAGUUUGUUACGUGACAAGUGAGCAAUUUCUUCAGUCGUUACAGAACAUCGGAAAAAUUGUGAAGAGCGUGACGGACCCUGCUCGGUGCACGAUUGAAUCAAUAAAGAAAGCUCCUCGCGGUUUUAUUAACAAGUGCAAAAUAAUCACCAGAAAUACAGAAGGAGAAGUGUCCCCCACAAGAAUCGAGUCUAUCGAUGUUAGAAUCAAAGAUGGGGAGGGCAACGAGGUGGAAAAGAAAGUAUCUGAAGAGCAAACUGGGAAAUACCGUGUGAGUUAUAAACCUCAGAAAAACGGGACGCACGAAAUACAGGUGAAAAUUGGAGGGGAACCGAUCUGCAACUCACCACAAAAAGUGAACAUACUAGAAGUUACGGAGACGCUUAAAUCUGAGAAAAUCUUCGGAGAAGGAAAUUAUAAUGGAGGACAGUUACAAUGCCCACGUUCGAUGGCAGUAAGUGAAGGCGAAGAGUUAGCUAUUGCUGAUCGCGGUAACGACCGAAUUCUGAUAUUCAGUCUUGAUGGAAACUACUUAAGGGUGUUUAACGAUGCAGGACUAUGUCAUCCAUUUGGAGCGUUCUUUAAUGAAGAAAGAAUAAUUGUCAGUGAUGGUACAGAUGGUGAAGGCAGGAUACAAGAGUUUGACUUGAACGGUACUUAUGUAAGAACCAUCUACAAACCUGACCAAUGGUUCGCACCGAGGGGAAUGUGUGUUAACGAUAAUAAAGACAUCGCAGUGUGCUGUCUGGGAAAACAAGAACUGGGUAUCAAACCAAGUAUCAAGGUGUUCAGUAAACAACGAAUAGACUUUGAUAUGCCUGAUAAUAGCGAACAGCCUCAGUACAUCACCUAUGGUAAUGAAAAAUACUUUGUAUCCUACUUGAACACAUACUAUGUUCGUGUUUUUGAUGUGAACGGAGUUUUCUUGUACAAGUUUGGGGGAAAAGGAGAAGGAGACGGUCAGUUUAACGGUGUACGUGGACUGGCUGUUUAUGGUCCAGACAUGAUUCUUGUCUGUGAUAGUGGCAAUCACCGUGUUCAACUUUUCACACAAGAAGGUCAGUUUAUAAGGUCAUUUGGUAGCCGUGGUACAGGUGUUGGUCAGAUGACGCAUCCUGUUGAUGUAGUGGUUACAGCUGGUGGUCGAGUGUGCGUGUUGGAAUGGAGUGGUAAUAGGGUUCAGAUAUGGUCCUAACGGUUUCCAUCUAGAUGAUUACAAACAUGGAAGAGGACACGAUCACCAAACAAGAACAUGAACUUCCAAGGUUUCACUACCACGAGCCUAGUGAUAAGUUUUACAUGACUAAUAAUCAAAGACUUUAAUUUUAAAGACUAGCUAGCGAGUAAACUAGUUCAAGUUGUCUCAAACUCAUUCUCGUACCCAGACCCUUCUCAGCGAAAGCGAAAGAUGGAGAGUCUCGGUACGAGAAUGUCUUGAACUAAAUAGAUUAGGGUUACGGUUACGGUUUAGCCCAAGGAGGAUCCAGGGCUAUCCCAAGUGCCUUUGCGUGCUUAUUACAAUUAUUUUAGUUUCUUGGCCUUAACUUUUUUUGGUUCUAACCGUUUUUUGGUUUUAACCAGUUUUUGUACAUUUUUUAAAUUAUACUACUAAUCCUAAUAAUACGAAUACCAAGGUAUUGUUUUAACAUUUUGAUGAAGACUUGUUUGAUUAAUUUGGCAAAUAAAAGUAGCCAGUUGUAGGGAUUCUACUGAACCAGUGUUUUGACAAGUACAGUUGCGUUUUCGCCUAAUAAGUAUUUUUUUUAUUAAUUUGUAAAAUACUCCAUUCUCAUCCAUACUCCAUUGAUUACAGACUCGUGUACUCAGGGUUAGCCUCAUUUCAGUAUCGACAAACCUACAAACCUUUCCACAGAUUUGUACAAUUUUUUUAGUUACUUUUUCACGUAUACACCUAUUUCGAAAAUCGUUGUCGCACCAAGAGCCUCAAGUAACAAGCCAAGACUCCAGAGAAC
Molecule: messenger RNA, 3030 nt
Organism: Actinia tenebrosa (Australian red waratah sea anemone)
Lineage: Eukaryota; Metazoa; Cnidaria; Anthozoa; Actiniaria; Actiniidae
Product: E3 ubiquitin-protein ligase TRIM71-like
Molecular function (GO): protein binding; zinc ion binding
Source: RefSeq, a predicted model, not a curated record